UCCGACAUGUUCUUCAUUCAUCCAGCGGACUCAUUCGCUCGGGCGGUGGUGAACUCCAGCAGUGUACAUGUUCACUUCUAUUACUUUGACUACAAUGGCACCGGCUCCUCGGAUUACGGUAUGAUACAUGCUGGUGAAACAACGUUUCUGUUUGCGGGUGGCUUAUUUAAACCAGACACAGACCCUAAUUCCGACGAUGGGAAAGUGUCAAAUCAGUUGACAACACUGUGGACAAAUCUCUCAAAAUACGGGGAUCCUGCGCCUUCUGGAAAUCCAAUGGCCUGGGAAAGGUUGACGGCCAGUGCUGCCAACUAUCUUGAUAUGAAACUGGAAUUUGUGACACGUCAAGACAUGCUCAAGGAACGGAUGGAUUUCUGGAGAGAAAUACUAAAUUUGCAAUGAGUUACAUGCCGUAAUAUUUCGUGUCAUGUACUGUUCAACGCAAAAUAAAAGUGGCUUCUGUUUAA
Schistocerca gregaria is the source of this 467-nucleotide messenger RNA. RefSeq lists its product as uncharacterized. The transcript is spliced from 3 exons. The record is from RefSeq and is a predicted model, not a curated record. NCBI's taxonomy places the organism in Eukaryota, Metazoa, Arthropoda, Insecta, Orthoptera, Acrididae. Bases 7 to 402 code for a protein of 131 amino acids.